AUGAAUUCGGGCAGCAAACGAAUGAGCUUGGUAAUUCCAAGUCUGCAAUGGGCUGGAUUGGCCGUCACUCGCUACAGGCUGGUUGGGUGUAUCAGAUCGAGGGACAGCAUCACUGCGCGCUGGACGACACUCGGCCUCCAGCACGAGAGGCAUAGGUCAAAAGGAAUCACCUCACAGCCUGAAUACCUCGAACGACGACAUGCCUCUACCUCAGCUAGCAUUGACACCAGCCAACCAGCUAUCUACAAGCCUCCGAGUCAGGGCCUGAUUUCGAAACUCCCGCCAUCAUGGAUUCCAUACGCCGAACUGGCCCGACUUGACAAGCCAGCAGGCACUUACUAUCUCUACUUUCCAUGUCUCUUCGCCACAUUACUUGCUGCACCCUUGGCAGUACCUGUCGCGACGCCACUCGAGGUCAUGUCUACGAGUGCGCUAUUCUUCGCCGGCGCCCUGAUCAUGCGGGGCGCUGGCUGCACUAUAAAUGACUUGUGGGAUCGCAAUCUCGACCCCAAGGUGGAAAGAACAAGGCUGCGACCGAUUGCAAGAAGGGCAGUCACGCCCCAAAAUGCUGUUAUCUUUCUUGGCUUCCAGUUGCUCACCGGAUUGGGCAUAUUGCUCCAGUUUCCCAUUGGAUGCUUCUUCUAUGCGACGCCUAGCUUGUUCUUCGUCACCGUUUACCCAUUGGCGAAGCGAGUCACAAAUUAUCCACAGUUCGUGCUCGGUCUGACCUUCUCUUGGGGUGCCAUUGUCGGGUUUCCAGCCAUGGGCGUGGAUCUGCUCUCGCACCCUACCGCCCUUGGAGCAGCCGCUGCAUUGUAUGCCAGCUGCGUGACGUGGACUCUCAAUUAUGAUAUGAUCUAUGCAUUCCAAGACAUCAAAGACGAUGUCAAUGCUGGCAUCAAAUCGAUCGCGCUGGCCCAUGAUCAUAAUGCGAAGGCUGUCCUCCUGGGACUUUCCGCGGUCCAGGUCGGUCUUUUGGGUUUGGCUGGUUAUCUGGUUGGUGCAGGACCUGUCUUCUUUGCUGGCAGCUGCGCGUACAGGACUGCGCAAAGUGGUUCCGACAAGGUGCAUGGCUGA
Molecule: messenger RNA, 1077 nt
Organism: Cyphellophora attinorum
Lineage: Eukaryota; Fungi; Ascomycota; Eurotiomycetes; Chaetothyriales; Cyphellophoraceae
Product: 4-hydroxybenzoate polyprenyltransferase, mitochondrial
Exons: 2
Coding region: 1-1077 (358 amino acids)
Biological process (GO): ubiquinone biosynthetic process
Cellular component (GO): mitochondrial inner membrane
Molecular function (GO): 4-hydroxybenzoate polyprenyltransferase activity
Source: RefSeq, a predicted model, not a curated record